Messenger RNA from Rhagoletis pomonella (apple maggot), 2777 nucleotides. RefSeq lists its product as uncharacterized. Gene Ontology annotation, biological process: SCF-dependent proteasomal ubiquitin-dependent protein catabolic process. The transcript has 7 exons. Bases 140 to 2716 code for a protein of 858 amino acids. Gene Ontology annotation, cellular component: SCF ubiquitin ligase complex. NCBI's taxonomy places the organism in Eukaryota, Metazoa, Arthropoda, Insecta, Diptera, Tephritidae. The record is from RefSeq and is a predicted model, not a curated record.
GUUUUAGCUACAAUGCGGUAUGCACUUUAGUUUGUCGUCUACCUGCGCUUGGCUGCAACAGAUUCAGUAUUUUAUCGCUUAGUGCUUUUGUGUUAUAUUUAUCUAUAGCCUUGACAUUACAUAUUAUUAUUUUUCGAAUAUGGAGCAACGUUGGUUGCGUGAUAAGAAAAUGAUAUUAACGGGCAGUGAUUUGAGUGCCAGCGAGGAAGGAGAAUAUGAAACAAUUAUUUUAAGACAUGCCAAUUUGGAACAAAGUGAUAUUGAUGUGAUAACAAAGAAAUUUGCCUAUGCAACUUAUUUGGAUUUAUCGUACAACGAGAGAAUUGCUUUCAUAAAUUUUUUAUUGACUCCCACAACAUUGUACCUUAGGAACUGCACAGGUUUGCGUGAUAUAACUUAUCGAUUUCCCACAUGCACACUGAAGCACUUAGACAUAGUUGGAUGUUCCAUUGACCUUGAAGACCAUUUCCACAAAUAUGAAUUUCCAAUGCUGGAAAGCUUAACACUCAACUGGCAGCCAAGUAUCAAAUGGCGUAAUUUACUAGGCAAAUUGGGCAGCCUGCAGAGAUUUACUAUUGAAAGUAUUUGCAGCCAAGGCGCAAAGAGUCGCCGCGCGCUAUUAGAGGCAAUUGCAGAGUACAAAAAUAUCAAAGCGAUCACCUUUUGCGGCUUACUCAGUGCAGAAGGGAUCGUCCAGCUUAGUAAGCUGACUGACGUAGAACUGGGAUUUCGUAUUAGAAACGGCGCGGAGAAUAGCUUGUCCCAAUUGUGCGGUCUACAAAACUUGCACACCCUCUAUCUGGAGCAUACGACGAGCAUCUCGAAUACAGAGUUGCUGAAUGUAAUAAAGACUUGUCCAAACUUGAGAAAAAUUACGCUGGAUUAUUGCGAUGGUGUAACGAAAGACUUCGUAUUUAAAGCCGCUGAGUUCUUGAGGGAACGUGAUAAGCAUGAACCACUGAAAGCGCGUUUCAACCUUGAACUUUGCGGCUGUGCUAACAUCGGUGAAGAUAUACUAGCGGAUCCUCUCUACGCAAGCGCUGAGUCCGCCAUGAGCUUAAUUGUAUUCUUCAAAUGUAAAUAUGCAGCGACUGACUAUCGAAAUGACCUCCUCAUCCCCUACCCAGCACCAAAUGUACAACUAAGCAUUUACAUACUUUUCGAGAUCUUCAAAAAACUCAAACGUCGCUCUCACUCCCAAGCAUUCGCAACGGUUUGUGUAGAUUUCGAAAAUGCGGCCAUCGAAGAAGAGCGCCAUUUGAAAAUUAUUUCCUGUCGUAAGGCGAAAAUUGUAAAUAAUCGCGUAUAUGAUGCCUACAUGGAGAUUACAGCUGAAAAUAACAACUUCUUUAAAAAUCGUAUGUUGGCCAAUGCCACGAAAAUGGAGCUGAGCAAUCGUAUAGUUAAACUCGAAACUAUUUUUGAGGAUUUUCCAAAGUUGAGGCGUUUAAAAUUGUUGAAUUGCGCUAUAAAUGAGAGCGAGAUCCCCAGAAAUAAGCAGUUCAAGAGCGUGAGAGAUUUGGAAAUAUGGGGUGAGAAUGCUUUGCGUUUAUGGCAGACACUAGCGAUGCUUUUUCCUAGAGUCACAAAUGUCAAUUUAACGUACGCCACGUGGGAGAGCCGACUGAAUGCUGCGAGUCAUGAGAUGCUGAUAUCAAAUGAGAGCAGUAUGUUUAAGCAUCUCGGGAGCGUAACUACUGUUGGGUUGAUUUUGAAUGAUGAGGAUUUGAACGUUUUUACACAACUAGUAAAUUUGAAAAGUUUCUUCAUUUGCCGCAAUCCACAAAUAACAGGCAAAUACAUUUCGGAUCUGCGGAGCAUUGAGGAACUGCAAGUAACUAAUUGCGCAAAUUUCAAACAAUAUUAUUUGGCUGACAUCUUGCGUUGCCUUGCCUUGAAAUCGCUUAACAUCAGCGACUGUCCGUUGGCCUACACCUCAGCGCACCUCACGAAUGAGAUGUGGUUACAGUGCGAAACGUUGAGUAAACUUAAAAUUGACUGGCAACAAGCGCACACAAUUAUCGCUUUACAAACUCUUAACACUUUAGUGGAUCUGGAUAUGCGCGGCUGUGAGGCACACUAUACCGAAACGUGGCAGCAUCAAUCUGCAGAUCAGCAAGCGCUGUUCCAACAACACGUGCGCUUGGAGCAGCGCCUCUUUCACAUACUCCUCGAACGCACCAACAUUACAAAGCUCACACUCGAAGCUGAGUUGUUGCGUCGAAAUCUUGAUUCAUUGCAGCUCUUACAACACCUGACACACCUGAGUGCGAUUGCCAUACCGCUGGAUGUUAUUCCGACUACACCAAAUUUCUAUCAAACUAUUGGCAGGCUAGCUAAUCUGGAAUAUUUACACUUGGCAAAUUUCUUUUACUGUUAUGAUGGCAUAAUACACAUCGUAGGCAAAUGCCGCAAACUCAAAGAGGUGCGACUCAGCGAUUGCGUGGGAUUUUCGGAUUUUGCGAUCUAUGAACUCGUCGAAGUGGUGAAGCGCAAACGUAGAAAAGAGCAGCUGCCACUUAGACUGUUUUUGCAUAAUUCGAGAGACGAAUCUGGUGAUACCUGCAGUGAGGAAAGUUCGGCCAGCGCUAAUGAUGUGAACAAACGCUUCGAAGACGUCCAGGAAUUCAUUGAGGUUACUUUCGUGGAUGAACCGAAAUCGGAAUUGUCUACAUCGAGCCCACCAUUCCUGGACGAAGUAAUGUGCAUUAAAUGACAUUCGGCGAAGUGGGGAAGUAACAGUGAAAUAAAAAUGUAAAAAUGGUUUAAAAAAUUUA